UCCUUGUGCGGUAUGCUUUUCAGAAGAGUUUUUAAUCGAUUACCGAUCGAACGAUUUUUCAAAAAGCAACCAAAACGUUGCUUUUGCCAAAGGGACAUUGAUCGGUGGUCGGAUUUCAUUGUGAAACGCAGAAUGGAAGCUAGUGCAAUCGCUCGAUCGGAUCCUGUGGUGAUGAAGAUAGACACACCGGAGUUUCGGUCCAUCUUCACGAAAGAACUCGAGGAUUUGAUUGACUUGUUCAAGAGGUACAACUAUGAAGUUCGCGUUGCUGGAGGAGCUGUAAGGGAUAUCCUGAUGGGAAAAUGUCCCAAGGAUAUAGACAUUGCUACGACGGCAACGCCAACCGAAAUGAAAGAAAUUUUCACGAAGGAAAACAUUCGUAUGGUGAACAUGAAUGGGGAAAAACAUGGGACAAUCACACCGAGGAUCAAUGAUAAGGAAAAUUUUGAAAUCACCACCUUGAGAAUCGAUGCGGUGACGGACGGGCGGCAUGCAGAGGUCAUCCAUACGACGGAUUGGCUGCUAGAUGCUAACCGGCGCGAUUUGACGAUCAAUUCAAUGUUCUUGGGUUUUGAUGGUAAGGUGUACGAUUACUUUUACGGAUACGAAGAUCUCCAGAAACGUCGUGUUGCAUUUGUCGGUGAUCCUGAUUUACGGAUCAAAGAGGAUUACCUUCGAAUCAUGAGAUAUUUCCGAUUCUACGGAAGGAUAGCAGAACACGAGAACAACCACGAUGAGGAAACGCUCAGAAUAAUUACUAAAAAUGGUUCUGGACUAGCAAAAAUAAGCGGCGAGAGAAUCUGGCAGGAGUGGAAAAAGAUACUCAGUGGAAAUUUUGGUUGCGACUUAACGAUCAAAAUGCUCGAUAGUGGGCUGGCUCCUCACAUGGGUCUUCCAGAAAAGCCAAACACCGAUGAGUUUUUGAAGACAUUCAAAAACGUUGAAUCUGUUCAGGCUGGUGAGAUACAACCGAUCACAGUUCUAUCCGCCUUGCUUCAAACACCAGAAGAAGCAAUCACGCUGAACCUACGAUUGAAGUUUACAGUGUUUGAAAGAGAGCUGUCCUACUUUCUAACGCAAAACCGAGACGAAUUCAAUAGUGUCAAUGAGCUUUUAGAUUUUCAACAGCUGACCCUGCAUACGAUCGGAAGUGCAAAACUGAAGAAGGAAUACGUCCUGGAGCUGCUUCGCUACCACGGUAAACGUGAUCUGUACAAUCAACUCAAGGAAUGGCAAAUACCGGCGUUCCCCAUCAAGGGUAACUCGCUAGUCGAAAAAGGUGCACCGAAGGGUCAACAGCUAGGUCGGGUGUUGGGUGAGCUGAAAAUGAUUUGGGCCGCCAAUCAGUUCAAUAUGAGUGAAUCGGAACUGCUGGAUCAUUUGCCGGAUGUGCUGGCGAAGCUGAAGAUUAAGAAGAAGGAUUAAGGAGACGGGA
Ochlerotatus camptorhynchus is the source of this 1435-nucleotide messenger RNA. RefSeq names its product CCA tRNA nucleotidyltransferase 1, mitochondrial. Gene Ontology annotation, molecular function: tRNA binding; nucleotidyltransferase activity. Gene Ontology annotation, cellular component: mitochondrion. The record is from RefSeq and is a predicted model, not a curated record. Bases 13 to 1425 code for a protein of 470 amino acids. The transcript has 6 exons. NCBI's taxonomy places the organism in Eukaryota, Metazoa, Arthropoda, Insecta, Diptera, Culicidae. Gene Ontology annotation, biological process: mitochondrial tRNA 3'-end processing; tRNA 3'-terminal CCA addition.